This is a messenger RNA of Solanum lycopersicum (tomato), 2342 nucleotides long. RefSeq lists its product as uncharacterized. The record is from RefSeq and is a predicted model, not a curated record. NCBI's taxonomy places the organism in Eukaryota, Viridiplantae, Streptophyta, Magnoliopsida, Solanales, Solanaceae. Gene Ontology annotation, cellular component: endoplasmic reticulum; Golgi apparatus.
UAAACACCUCCGACGACGAUCACUCUCCCCGUGAUCUUUCUCCGACCGGCGAAAAUUCCGACGUCCUUUUUUGCCGUUUUCCUUUUAGAAUUAUAAAAGAGGAAAACGGAAAAUUGAUUUUCUGUUUUCCGUUUAAUUUUCCGAUUUUCAUUCGUUUUGUGCAUUUUUCACCAUGGAGGAGUAUGAAGCUUUUCUGAUUGAACCUGAACAGGAAUGGCAAACGGUGUCGUAUCAUAAGAAGAACAAAAAACAGUCAGGUAAGUCGAAGCAGGGAGAGGAGUUCUCCGGCAACUGGAACAACGGGGAGAGCUCAGGUGAUGUUUUCCGAUCGAUCGAACAACAUGCGGAGGAGAGAAGGAAGCGUAUAGUUGAGUCUCAGAAGCUUUAUGAAGCUGCUUCCGGUGAAAGUUCUGCCGUCAUUGAUAAAAACGAGCAGGAUAGCGAUGGAGAAGAUGCCGCUGGUGGUGCAAUUGAGAAUGACGGUGUUGUGGAGAAGAAGAGUAAGCCGAAGAAGGUGAAGAAACCUAAGGUUACUGUUGCUGAAGCUGCUGCGAAGAUCGAUAAUUCUGAUCUAGUUGUUUAUCUCGUUGAUAUAUCAACCUCGUUUGAUAAGCAGGAAGAUAUACAGCUAAUGCGAUUUGCAGAUUACUUUGGACGAGCAUUCGCCAAAGUGAGUUCAUCUCAGUUCCCAUGGAUGAAGAUUCUUAGGGAAUCUUCAGUUGAGAAGAUGAUUGAUAUCCCUGUUUCUCAAAUUUCUGAGGAUGUUUAUAAGACAUCUGUUGACUGGCUUAACCAGCGAUCAUUUGAUGCACUUGGUUCCUUUGUGUUAUGGUCAUUGGAUAGCAUUAUUGCUGAUCUUGUACAGCACGAAGGAGCUUCAAAGGGAUCCAAAAAGGUGGUUCAGCAAGUAUCUUCAAAAUCCCAGGUUGCCAUGUUUGUGGUUCUAGCAAUGGUAUUGAGACGGAAACCUGAUGUUUUAAUCAGUCUCUUACCAAUACUGAAUGAAAAUGGGAAAUACCGAGGACAAGAUAAGCUUCCAGUCAUGAUUUGGGCAGUCACUCAGGCUUGCCAAGCUGAUUUAAUCGUGGGAUUGUUCAUGUGGGUACAUUUUCUCUUACCAUUGUUAAGCAGUAAAUUGAACAGUAACCCACAGUCGAGAGACUUAAUGUUACAGUUGGCUGAGAGAAUUGUAUCCUCACCAAAAGCCCGUGCUAUACUCAUAAAUGGUGCAGUCAGAAAGGGAGAACGUGUUGUGCCUCCAUCAGCUCUUGAGGUUUUGAUGAGGAUCACCUUCCCAGCACCUUCUGCUCGAAUUAAGGCCACUGACAGGUUUGAAGCGGUCUAUCCUACACUGAAAGAGGUAGCUCUUGUUGCUGCCCCUGGGAGCAAAGCAAUGAAGCAGCUAACCCAGCGGAUACUGCCUUUUGCUAUCAAAGCUGUAGGGGAAGGUGUUCCUGAUCUAUCAAAGGAAGCUACUGAGCUAUCUAUUUGGUGUUUGACUCAGAACCCCGACUGUUACAAGCUGUGGGACAAUAUUUAUCUGGACAAUGUAGAAGCAAGUCUAAUAAUAAUUAAGAAGCUGUCCACAGAGUUCAAGGCGCAUUCUGCUAAGGGACCUGAACUUGAUCCAUUGAAGGUGACCUUGAACAGUCUCAGACUUAAGAGCGAGAAGGCAUUGGUCAGUGGGGAUAAUGCUGCUCAUCAAGCGUCCUUGAAGGAAGUGCAGAAGUACUGCAAGAUUUUACUUGGACGUUUAUCCCAUGGUAAUGGAUGCAUGAAGGCUUUCUUUGUUAUCGGUCUAACAAUGGCUGUGGGUGUUGCUUUUGUCUCCAAGGAGUCCCCGGAGGUCAAGAAACUGUUGGCAGAUCGCUUCAAUGACUUGCAGUCCCUGGACUUCAAGAAACUGUUGACAGAUCUCUCCAACGACGUGCAGUCCCUGGAUUUCAAGAAACUGUUGUCAGAUUUCAACUUGGCUUGAAACUUCCCCUUCUCACAUAGAGGGUUGUAAGUUAAAUCACACCUACCUUUGUUAUAUGUUUAAAUUAUGUCCCGGCACAGAGAAGCUAGCACACCCCAGAACAAAAAUGGGUAGAGAAUGAGUUGUUUUAGAAAGGAAAAAAAAAUAAAAUAGGUACAGCAGAUAUGAUGCCAAGUUUCUGGCCUCAGUUUACAGUGUUUGUGUUUGUUUAGUUUUUUUAUGAAACAGAACUAUUUAAGUAAUCGAAUUUCGUUUGGCUGAACUAUGUUUGGUUUUUCAAGCCAUUUUCAUUUGAUAAGAAAUGGUUUGUAACUUUAUAUAUGUAGUAUAUGGAAGGAAUUGUAAGAUAUGAUUAUGGUUGGAA